AUGGCCUCUGCGUUCGCUGCUGGGAAAGACCUCGACGCUCACACGGACAUGACCGGCAAUUUUCGAGUCUCAUCGGGGUGCGGAAAUAACCUCACCCUUAGCAUCGAGGCUGUUGCAGCUGGAGUCCAACAAGCCGACAAGUUGGGAGGCACCGCCACAGGUGUUUGCCUACCAGUGUCGCACAGCGGUGCCGUCACGAUGACGUGCGCCGACCUGGCUGACUUAGACGAUGAUGAGGACGAUUGCGGAGAACCUUUUGGCAAAACUCUCACGGUUAGCACAGAGGCGCCAAGCGAGCCAUCGACGCCGGAGUAUGCGGUAUGCAUUUAUGCCCUAUUCUGGUUUUUCAGGCUUGCUGACUUGAAGGCUAUCUCAGCGAUCUGGGGAUUUGGGGCGGAUAGGCACUUCUUGUGGAAGAUGCGCCACACCUGGGCUGUGCUACCGGAGGAGUCCUGGGGCUCUUUCUUGCAAGGCCUGGAGGAUGCCUUGCUUCCCAGCAGUGGGCUGAGAGUGCAGCUCGUGGAGCCGCAGGACUGGUCCGACAUCAAAAGCAUGUGCACUCGGCUGCCACCAUCAGCUCUCAGCAAGAUGGUUGCUGCGUCGCUGCACUUUUACCACUGCCCCAAACCGAAGAUGCUCCUGCGACUCACGACCCUUCUGAAGCAGCAUCUGUCGUGA
Messenger RNA from Symbiodinium sp. CCMP2456, 678 nucleotides. The record is from the annotation of a GenBank genome assembly. NCBI's taxonomy places the organism in Eukaryota, Dinophyceae, Suessiales, Symbiodiniaceae.